AUGUCUGUCCACCAUAUAGAGAAAAACGAAAACCCACUCUUUAUUUCUCUCUUUCUCUCUCUAUUAGUCUAUCUCUCACUCUCUUUCUAUCACAAUCACUACAUUCUUUCUUUCUCUUUUUCUUUAUUCUUCUCUUUUUUUCUCUAUCAAUAUUAUCUUAUCUUUCUUUCUCUCUUUCUUUCUCUAUCAAUUUCUAUAUUUUUCUAUCAAUUUAUCUCCCUUCUUUCCGUUUUCUGCUCCUUUCAACUUAUCUCUUUCUGUCACAUUCAUUCCUCUUUCUCUCCUCAUCCCUUUCUCUCCAUAUCACUACCCUUCUUUCUUUACCCUCUUUCUCAUCCUAUCAAUUUCUCUUCUUCAACCUCACCCUUCAUCUCGCUUCAUCAAUUCUUUCUUUUCUUUCUUUUCCUUUCUCUUCAUCAAUCUCUUUAUGUUCUCUCUCAAUACGUCAUUCUCUCCUCUCUCUUUCUACCUGUAUCAAUCUAUCUUUCUUUCACUGUACAUCUCUCUCUCUCUCUCUCUGUAUAUCUAUCUAUCUAUCUAUCUAUCUAUCUAUCUCUAUCUUUUUCUCUUUCUUUCUACAAAUUUAUUUUUCUAUCAAUUUCUCUUUCGUUUUCUGUUCUUUUCUACCAAUCUCUCUCUGCCAUAGUCACUAACACAUUAAUCUUUCUUUCUUCAUCUUUUUCUCUCCAUAUCACUCCCCCUCUUUCUUGCCUCUUUUUCUUUCAUUUCUCUUCCUACAUCUAUCAAUUUAUCUUUCUUUCAUUCUAUCUAUUUAUCUAUCCAUCUCUAUUUCUUUCUUCCUUUAUGUAUCUUUAUCUCGCUCAUUUUUAA
Acanthosepion pharaonis is the source of this 831-nucleotide messenger RNA. Lineage: Eukaryota; Metazoa; Mollusca; Cephalopoda; Sepiida; Sepiidae. The record is from the annotation of a GenBank genome assembly.